Messenger RNA from Pelobates fuscus (common spadefoot toad), 2667 nucleotides. RefSeq names its product retinoic acid induced 2 (gene RAI2). The transcript is spliced from 2 exons. The record is from RefSeq and is a predicted model, not a curated record. Gene Ontology annotation, cellular component: nucleus. Lineage: Eukaryota; Metazoa; Chordata; Amphibia; Anura; Pelobatidae. Bases 275 to 1966 code for a protein of 563 amino acids. Gene Ontology annotation, biological process: animal organ development.
GCAAGCUCACACUCAGCCAUACAGCAUCUGCCAGGAGCUGCUGGCUGUGAAUGGGGCACCGCUAGGACCCGGGGAGGCACGGCUCUGGCUGGGGAGCUGUGAGCAGGAAGAGGCUCGGUCUGAGGAGAGCAGGGCUGGGAUAGGAGUGCUAGCUCCGGGGAGCGUGCCAGCUACAGCACAGGCCUACAAGAUGACACCUGACACACUCAGGAUACAGGAGGACGCCAUGUGAAUACUUGCAGUGAGUUGUUUAACACAUCAAUCAGCAGGAGACAUGGAGGACUUGUACAAAGACGUUCCAGACCUUCCAAUGGAUUUGAACAACUCACCCUCUGCCAUUCCUAACAGCAAGCUUGAAAAUGGGGUUACUCAACUUAUUACUGCAGAAGCAUGGAAUAUUAAUCCCUCAGGGUUGAUGAAAAAAGCGCUCUCUCCCCUUGUGACUGUUCCAGCUCCGCCUGUUCUUAGCCCCUCCUCAGACUCACAGAGCGGGGUAGCACUGAAGGUGGCAGCGACAGUGCUCCAACCCAUCUGUCUUGGAGAGAGCCCGGUGGUAUUACCAAUACAUUGGCAGGUAGCAGGUGGCACACCACCACAGGUGAGCACAAACAAUAGUACUCCGUACGUUAUAACUACGCAAGGGCCUGUUCCAUUGCCUGUGCUUCUGGAGCAACAUGUGUUUCAGCAAUUAAAUUCUCCAAUUGUGUUGCCCCAAGGGGCUCAGUGUCCAGCUUCCGCCAUCCAAAAUCACCUUUUUUCAGGAACUGCUACUUCAGUUGGUCAGCCUCAAAUUCUAGAUCAAAAGACAUCCAGCCCAGCACAAGAACCUGUGUUGCCUACAGUUUUUCAAACCCCAGGUUUUCAAGCAGUUUUGCAGGAUCUGUUUCCAUCAGCAAACAGUUUGAGUGCUCCAUCCCCAUGUCAGAUUCCCCCAGACUACAACUCUAGUAAUAUUCAUUCUCUUCCACCACAUGCAUUCAGUUCUCCCUUAUCACCACUUGUUCCUCCUGCUACUUUGCUGGUUCCAUACCCUGUGAUUGUCCCAUUGCCCGUGCCUGUUCCUAUACCAAUACCAAUUCCAAUACCAGUGCCACAGACUGAUUCUAAGGAAAAUGCAGAACAUACAAAAUCUUCAGAAGAAAUUCCAAAGACGUGCAAAGAAACCCAAACACCUUUGGAGAAAGAAGAAGUCAAACCUUUUGAAAUUACAGCAAAAUCAGAGUUCUCACAGUUUAACCGUCACUCAGUCAUCAAAAUGGGCAAUGAAAAUGAAGCACUGGAUCUUUCAAUGAAAAACGAACCACUAGUUAAAGACAAUGAUACAAAUAGCCAGGUGAUUCAGGAAGAUGGUGUUCUAGAUCUAUCGGUCCCAGUGCACAAGAGAUGUGGCAAUCUCAAUACGCUUGUUAAUGUGUCAGUAUCAUGUGCGUCCAUAACAGACCCAUUAGGCAAUAUCCCUAGUAAGAAUUGUCCCAAAGCUGCACCUUUUAAUUCACCUCUAAUCCAUCACGAGUUGACACAGAAACAGGACAGUAGGAUCAUCUGCACUAACAAUGCCGAACUGCUGCGGCAACAAAAAUGGAUCGGCGAACAAAGCAGCAGAGCCAGUUAUGAACCAAAAGGCGUCAGCAGCAGCAGCAGUAACAACAUUGAACUAGUCAGUAGCUCCCAGACAGCAAAAGUCAUCGUCUCUGUAAAAGAUGCUGUGCCAGCCAUAUUUUGUGGGAAAAUAAAAGGGCUUUCAGGGGUUUCUACCAAAAACUUUUCUAUUAAAAGGGACUUGCCGCAAGACUCUGCAGUUCAGUGCUAUGAUAUGAAGAGCCAGGCUGAUAUCAGGGAAGGGGUUGAUGCAUUAAGGAAACCAGUUAAAAACAGAAGCGUAAAGUUAAAGAAAGUGAAUUCACAGGAGAUACACAUACUUCCAAUCAAAAAGCAAAGAUUGGCUGCCUUUUUCCCCAGGAAAUAAUUUCUACAUUCCCAGUCUUCUUUUGGAGUUAUGAAUUUUACUACAAUCGUAGACAUUCUAAGCUUGUUAAGAAAAUUCAGUUCUAAUUAUACAGAAAGGGUCCAGUGUUUGAAUAUACAGUUCACACAAUAUCGCUGUAGCUAGUGUGAUAUAAUAUGUGACCAGGUUUUGCAGACAUUUUUUAAAGAAAAAAAAUAAUUGUAGUCACUUACCUGUAAACCAGGACCCAAACGAGGAUGAUAAUAUUAUGCCUUUGGAUAGGUCUUUGUAACUUAUUAUAUGUGGUGGGGAAGGGAUUAGGGAGAUUGAAGGUAAAUAGAGUACAUUUAAUACUUCCCCCCCCCCCCCCCUUAUUUUGAUUGGCAUAAAGUCCAUAUGAACACCCUAUUUUUAAGUGGAUUGCACAUUUUAUGCAGCUUUUAUUAGACUAAUGGAUUGUCCAGAGCUGUUUUUACUGCCAAGAACCGCGUUAAUGCUGUAUUUAAUAUAAAAUAGUUAUGUUGCAUAUUUAAAAUAAAUGUUUGUAUGUGUUGAUCAGCUGUCAUAUUUCGUACAUUUUGCAGUUUUAUAUCCAAAGUGCAUACACCGGAAUUGUCAAACAUAAGGAAACUGUGUACACCUUGUUAAAUUCCUCAGUCUGGUCACCAUCCUCUUGAAAAUCAUCUCCUAAUGCUUGUUGGCUACAGGCUUUAAUAAUAUCU